AAUAUUUAAGAUGCUAAAAUAAUGUUUUACACAAUAGCAUCAUUUCUUGUGAAAUAUGCAUACUGCACAGCAUAUGUCGUAUAUAGUUUAACUAUAAAAUAUUCCUUACUCUCAAAUGCAAGAUAUACACAAGUCACACAGUAAAUAAAAAUAGCUCAAAAAUAUAAUUUACAUAUUACAAGCAAUUAUUUUUCUCUUCUAAGUUUUAAACAUGGUCAAGUCAUAUACAUCAAAAACACUUCGUGCACGUGCAAGGUUUAAUUAAUCUGAUGAUCUUGAUGGGGUUUAUAUUUGAGCUCUUGAAGCUUUCAUCAACUUUCCCUUUGUGUUUCCAAUCCCUCUCGACAUGAUUUACGAACUAAUACUACUACUGCUAUCGAUUUAUAUACUUUUAUGUGCACUUGCGCAACUCAAGUUACAAAGCAAAAGAACAAAUAUAAAUACUGUGGAACAUAUGCCAGAGCUUUUAGGCCGUGUUUAUUUAUUAAAACGCGAGACAGUUUUUCCAAUGUUUGAUGAAGAGUUCAGUCAGAUUGAUGCAUAAGUGUUCUCGAAAAAACUUUUAAUUGAUUAAAUAUCGCACAACUUUUAUUUUACAUGACAUGUUACAUGUUAUAUUACAUGACAUCGAUACCAUGCAAAUAAUAAAAAUAUGAACUAUAAAAUAUUAAUACUCGAUUUUAAAUCCACUUGAUAAUCGUUAAUAAAUACAAAUAUAUAUGUGGCAUGGUAAAAUUUUCAUAUAUUCCAUUUUAUUCGCCUGUGUUAGCAAAAAUAUUCCAGCGGAAAUAUUAACAGUGCAACGAAAAUUUAUAUAAUAAAUGUGUCGCAUGAUUAUACAAAACUAUUGGGCACGUUUGUAGUUUACAAUAUCGAUACACGCAUAAUAAAAUACUAUUCGCACGCGCUUAAAUCAGAAUUUACGUGCGAUCUCUUUUGCAAGAACAAAAUUAUUAAUCUACAUUCGGAGUAAAUUUCAAUACCUUUCUAAAAUUUCAAUACAAAGGAUGGAAUAUAUGAAUCGCUUAAUAUUCAUAUAUAUUACGGGGUCAUGGGUCGAUGAAGACGCGCGACUCGUACGCUUCUUCUUUCAUCCAAACACAUCAGUCGGAUAUUCAUACGAAUGUAUAUGAUAUGCAUUUAGAGAAGGCGAAAGGGUAUGGGCUCCGAUGCUCCGAGUUUCGGAGGAAAAGUUACAGAUACAAAAACUUUCGGCAGCUGAAAACUUUUCCUAAAUCGCGAGGGACUUCCGAGAUCCUCGAAGUUCGAGAGCCGCUGAUUCCUGGGGAUUUGAUCUCUCCUGAAAGCCGCCGCGUCCGUAACGCGUUCCCGUUAAAUCACCAGCUAAAUCUUACAUCGCGCAAAAAUCUCUUACAAUUUAUAUGGUAGCCGACAAUGAAAUAUGUUGUUGAACGAAGGUAGAAAACUUUCGGCGAGCUUCGCUAACUUUUUGCCUCACGUCGACAGAGGUUUGCCCGGCCAAACGGUUAUUUUUAUAAGGACGAGUGCUCGUAAGAAUGGCUUUGGAGCUCUAUAAGAGAAAAGUGUUUAGGAUGCGAUCCACAGUUUAGGAUCUAGAGUAAACUUCCUCUCUUUUGGCGCUUCAGGCGCUUCUCGAAUGUUCAAUAUAGAUUCCUGUUCUAUCGGAUUCCUGGUGUUACGUCUCAGUCUGAUCCUUCCAUCUGCCCGCGAGCACAAUUAAUUCUUUCCAUUAACGGCGAACACUGAGACACAUUUAUACAGACGAUGGAAAUUGAUUAGUAAUGGAAAAUUCGUCUCCUCCAUCUCCUCUCACUUCUUUUUUUGCAUUUUAUUUUUGCAUUUCACAGAUACGAUGCUGUUCAGAAAAGUGUGCAAAUAUAUACGGUAUUACGGAAUUUUUCAAGAGUCCAUUAAAUAAUGACGCAAGAGGUUUUAACGAUUUCGCGACAUUUGCCAAACAAGUGCAUAAGUGCUUUUAAUAUUUGUAACAUUUUUAUUUUUCAUCUCGUUUUUUUAAAAAUAUCAACGUCUCCGAAUGUCAUAUAAUUGCUUCAAUAAAUUCAUUCCCAUUUCAAUCAAUUAAUUCAUACCCACUUCAUACCCAGCUCGAGUUCUUUCACACAACACGUGUGUAAAUUUAUUAAUACGAAAAAAGUAGCCGAACAGUUCAGCUUCGAUCGCCUCCAAGUUAGCCGUGUGUGGGGAGAUGCCAAGUAUCCUAUCUUCGUGCAACUCCCUCCCCUCGUUCAGGUGUUACGAAGGGAGGGGUUACGUAGGAGAUCGGUAGCGGUUCGUACAGGGUGACGGUGACGGUUUCGAGUGACGGCUGGAGGACGGAAGGCGCCGAACGGAGGAGGGUUAAAGGGUGUUCGCGUCGGUGGUAGGUGGCGAGUGGGGCGGUGGGGUUGAACACCGGUGUGCGGAAUCCUCUCUGUCUCACUCACUCUCUCUCCCUCCGGUCGGGGAUGCUGGAUCCACCGCUAGUGGAAACUUCAGUACGCGACCAACCACCGACGUGUGUUUACGGUCCGAGGCUCCGGCGGAAGCGGCGAGAGAGUUGUUUGCUUCGGGGGAAAGUUUCAAGAAUGUGUUGAACUGAUCCCAUUUGGACAUACACGAGGGUUUUAGGAAUGGAUUCGACAUUAUUGCUGCUCCUACUGACCGGAUGCAGCGUGAAACUUGUGCUUGGUCAGCAGGGUCCGGUCUUCGUUCUGGAACCGCCGAGCACCCUAGUCUUUUCAAACACCACGGGCUCUCAAUUAGGCUGUUCCGCACACGGUAGCCCGACGCCGCAUGUCACGUGGAUUACCAGCCCAGAUCAGAGAUCGGUUACAGCAGUUCCGGGACUCAGACAACUUCUGGGCAACGGGACUCUUUACUUCCCGCCAUUCCUGGCUCAGGAUUUUAGAGCCGAAGUUCACAAUGCUCGAUACAGAUGCCGUGCGACCAGCUCCGUCGGGACUGUGCUUUCCCGCGAGGUCACUCUUCGUGCUGUGUUGACGGUAUCCGGAUACGACGUCAGGGUAAAUAGACAACCCGUCAUGAAAGGAUGCAACGCGGUGUUGUCCUGUACAGCUCGGGAGGACGUUAAGGAACACCUCACUGUAACUUCGUGGUUUCGCGACGACGCUAUUCUCCUACCUGGAAACACAGACACCGGCGGAAGAUUCGUGGUUACCUCGCAGGGUGAUCUUCACAUUAGGGAUGCCAGGCCAGAAGACGGCAGAGCGACGUACUCGUGUUUAACCCUGCACGCCUUGACCAGCGAACGGAGAAGAAGCGAACCGGCCACUUUAACAGUAACGGAACCAACCGGUUCCUCGCCGCCGCGAUUGAUGCAACGUUCCGAAAUCGCUAUUUCCGCCGAAAGCGGCUCGGAUGUUCACCUCACGUGCUCGGCGCAAGGAAGCCCGCCGCCGCAAUUUACCUGGUAUCGCGAUGUUAAUGGCCACUCAAUACCAGUCGAAUCGUUCGGUCGUAUCCAGCUCUGGGGUGAUUUAAUGCAAAUUCGUCGCGUGGACGCGCAGGACGCUGGAAGAUACGUUUGUCGGGCCAGCAAUCAACUUGGCGAGCAACGAGCAGAGACGCAUUUGUCAGUCACUUCAAAGUUGAAUGCUCGGAUUCAGCCGCGUGUGCAGGUCAUUAAUUCCGGCGAGACCGCCACGAUGAACUGCACGGUCGAGGGGUAUCCGGUCGAAAGCGUCGAGUGGUUGCACGACGGUGUACCAGUAUUGACCGCCCAGGACACGAGGAUCAGAUUGUUGGCUCCCUUGGUGCUCGUGAUAGGCUCCGUCGGUCGCAGAGACAAAGGGAUGUAUCAGUGUUUGGUGAGGAGUGACAAGGAAAACGCUCAGGCCACUGCCGAACUCAAACUCGGAGAUACGGUUCCAGAGUUACAGUACACGUUCAUCGAGCAAGCGUUACGACCAGGUCCACCGGUUUCCCUGAGAUGCUCCGCCACCGGUUCACCGACGCCGUCCUUUACGUGGCUACUGGACGGUGAACCGCUGAGCCAAAUUGCAACUGGGCACAGAUACGCGAUAGGCCAAUACGUGGAUCAGUCCGGUGAUGUGAUCAGUCACUUAAACAUUUCAUCGGCGGGAACCGAGGACGGUGGCCUGUACGCUUGCGUGGCGUCCAACACCCUGGCGACGGUCGAGCACAAAGCGAGAUUGAACAUUUACGGACCACCGUACAUCCGAUUAAUUGGCCCGAUUCGCGCCAUCGCCGGUGUCGACAUCACAAUAGCAUGCCCUUACUCGGGAUAUCCGAUCACAUCGGUCGGAUGGACCCGUGGUGGUGCCGAGUUGCCCUUUGACAUCAGGCACCUAGUCAACAGUGAGGGUUUCCUUACGAUUAACACGGUGGAUCCAAAUGAUGCCGGCACUUACACGUGCAUAGUUCGCGCGAGUUCCGGGGAAACCGCUAACAGAGAUAUACUUCUAACCGUCAGUAGUCCGCCAGUAAUGAGUCCCUUCACCUUUCCUCCGAACUCGCAAGAAGGAAGUCGUGCUCAAGUGACAUGCAGCGUGACAUCGGGCGAUCUUCCAAUCUACAUUUCCUGGUUGAAGGACGGUGAACCGCUGCCUUCUUCCCUUCGCAUCGAAGAGAGAGGUGCAGAAUUCUUCAGCUUGCUCGUCUUCAAGGAGUUGUCGUCACGACACAGCGGCAAGUACACUUGCGUGGCCACGAAUAGCGCUGCCAAGGUCAAUCAUACGGCAGAACUCCUGGUGAAGGUGCCUCCUCAAUGGAUAUUCGAGCCGCAAGACGUGGCGACUUUGCUGGGCAACCCGUUGAACGUCCAUUGUGAGGCAAAAGGUUUUCCGCCUCCGCAUAUUAUGUGGCUCCGUGCCAGAGGCAGAACGUCCAACGACUAUCAGCCGCUGCUCGAUGGUUCUGAUGGCAGACUCACGAUAUUGCCUAAUGGGUCUUUGUGGACGGCUUCCGCCGGCCCGCAGGAUGAGGGUUACUAUCUCUGUCGGGCUAACAAUGCCAUCGGUUCGGGACUAAGUAAAGUCAUAUACGUGUCGGUGCAUGAACCGGCGAGAUUCAAGUUUCAGAGUAAAAACGUGACAAUUCGCCGCGGAGAGUCCGUGACCAUCGACUGCACUGUGAUUGGCGACAAUCCCAUAGAAGUUCAAUGGAUGCACAUCAGCGACCGAUUGGACAUGAGCAAUCGCAGACUAAACAUCGGUCAAAUAAAGACUGACAACGGCAUGAAAUCUCAACUAUCCAUUGCAAAUAGCGAUCGACAAGAUUCCGGAGUCUAUAGAUGCACCGCCGAUAACGCUUAUGGUAGAAGCGAACACUUGAUCUACUUAGCAGUCCAAGAGAGACCGGAUCCUCCGGCCGGGCUCGAAGUAAUAGAGAUCGGUUCCCGGUCAAUACGAUUAUUAUGGAAGCGAGCCUUCGAUGGAAACAGCCCCAUAAGAAAUUACGUGAUACAAUAUCAGUCGUUGAGCCACGGCAUGACCGAUGAUUGGAAUCCCGUUAAAACGCACAACGUCACGUAUACGCCAGGAAGCCCCAGUAGCGGUAAUUCCAUACAUCCGACUCAAAAUGGCUUAUCUCCGUUUGAAACCACCGACGAUGACCAGGAGGUAGCUCUAGUUGGUGGUCUCCAUCCGGCUGUCACUUAUAUCUUCAGGAUUUUUGCUAUAAACUCUAUCGAUGCGAGCGGGCCUACGGAGUCUGUGGUAGCGAAGACUCAGGAGGAAGCGCCUACUGAACCGCCGCAAAACAUCAAAGUGCAGUCCGCCGGACCUGGAGAGCUCCUAGUCAGUUGGCAGCCGCCUCCAAAAGAAUCGUGCAACGGAGAUCUACUAGGAUACAUAGUGACAUGGUCGGAACAUUCGUCGUCCACCUCGGGCGUUAAUCAAAGUAAAAGUUUAACCGUGAAUGGUUGGGCGACAACAAAAGUGCAGCUUACUGGUCUGAGAAAAUUUACGAAAUACGAUAUUUCGAUCAGAGCCUUCAACAGCAUUGCCAGCGGCCCUGCCAGCGCUCCCAUCGUGGGUACUACCCAAGAAGGAGUACCAGAAACGCCGCCGACUCAGGUGACAUGUGAUCCAUUGUCUUCCCAAAGUGUCAGAGUAUUUUGGAACGCACCACCACCUCAUCAGCACGGUGGAAUUAUUCAGGGAUACAAAGUCUAUUAUAGACCGGUCCCUACUGAUAACAUGGAUAUUUCGACGGUCGGUGAAGUGAAAAAAACCUCUGGCACGGAUACCUAUUUGCACACGAUGUACAAAUACACAAAUUACUCCAUUAAGGUACUGGCUUUCACUGGCGCGGGUGACGGAGCGCUGAGUCCGCCGAUUUUUUGCAUGACGGAAGAGGAUGUUCCAGGCCCGCCUGCUGGCAUUAAAGCACUAGCAUUAACAGCGGAGAGUAUAUUAGUCUCUUGGUUGCCGCCGCUACAACCGAACGGAAACGUUUCCAAGUAUACCGUGUACAGCAGAAAAGCUGGCUCCAAUGAACAAAAUGCACAUACGAUGCACGAGCCGCCGUCAUCGCCCACGGACACUCUUACGAUGGAACUGCGAGAUCUAAUAGAAAGACAAUCGUACGAGUUCUGGGUGUCGGCAACGACCAGCAUCGGAGAAGGGGAACGAACCACUAUAGUUACGCAGACAACGAACACCAGAGCUCCCGCCAGAGUGGCAUCGUUCUCGCAGGUAUUGAGAAGAGCUGUGAAGUCGUCGGUUAUGCUGUCCUGCCUGGUGGUAGGAAAUCCUACGCCACGACCUAUCUGGACGUACAGGAACGGUCAAAUCACUACCGGCAGACAUUACGAACUUACAAUGGAUGGACAUCUCAAUAUACGGGGAUUGGAACAAUCGAUUGCUGGAAAUUAUACUUGUUCGGCCAGCAAUCUGUUUGGCGACGAUUCCAUUACGUAUUCGUUAAUCGUAGUGAUGCCGCCCAGAGCACCGUCGUUGGAGUUGCAAUACACGACGACCAACAGUAUCAGGUUCCGCUGGAAUCAUCCUGACAACGGCGGUGCUACUAUACAAGGAUACGUGUUAAGCUACAAGAGGGAUCAGGGUGGAUGGGAGGAAAUCGCUUUAUCUCCCGAACAGACAGAAUUUGUGCUCUCCGGAUUGAAGUGCGGCUCUUCCUAUCUGGCGCAUUUGACGGCACACAAUCGCGUCGACACCGGUGAUCCGAGUCCACUGAUAAGUGCGACUACGAAAGGCACCGCGCCUCUGUUGCCCAAGGAGAGAGAUAUUAUCUCGGCGAAUGGUACAUCGGUGAAACUAAAUCUAUUAUCCUGGCCCAACGGAGGAUGUCCCAUUCAAUUUUACACCGUCGAAUACCGCAGACGGAUCACUACCGAACCGUGGAUCUUAGUUGCUAGUAGAGCGACCGAAAACCUCGUGAUUCGCGAUUUGAAAACGGCGUCGUGGUACAGCCUACGUUUGACAGCCCACAACGACGCUGGCUCGACUCAGACACAAAUGGAAUUUGCCACGACCACGUUGAGCGGCGUCAGUAUAGGUCCGCCCAAUGAUCUGAUAAUGGAGGACGACAUCAAGAGGACGGUGCCUAAUCAGAAAGUUCUGUAUGUCGUUGUACCGCUCAUCUGCGCAAUCAUUUUAGUCGUUUCUGCGGUAAUUCUCGGAUACGUCAUGCUCAAACGUAGUGGCAGAGCAAACUAUUUGGGCGAAAUAUUGCCGGGGCAGCAGCAGCAACAGCAGACAGGACUGGGAAUAGUUCAACAACAGCAGCACCAGCAACAGCAUCAUCACUUGUCCAGUUGCAUGUCGACCGUGCAACUCAAAUCGACGGCCGAACGAGACAACAGGCGUAAUCAUCAGGUUUACACUAGCUCGCCCGUAAAACAAGAAAAUCACAAGUCUAACGAUCAUGGAUCAGAGAUGUACGAGAUAAGUCCGUACGCCACGUUCAGCGUUCCUGGAAGAGAGAACCGUUCGGUGACAACCGCAACGCUCGAUUACACGAUGCAGUUUAAGACAUUCGGUCAUUUGGAGAACGAAGACAUCAAUACCAUUGAUUACGAGAGGUCGACUGUAGAGUUCGAAAGGUCGAAAACGCCAAGGUGGCACAAGCAACGCUAUUUCCCGAGCAUCGCGGAAGCCGAAAGCAAACUGCGAUCAAGCCGACAAGGCUCCGGGAGCGACACAUCCGGUAGUCCUUGCGGCGAAUGCGCCGGGCCUAGUUAUAGAGUGCCAGUGAAGCCUUGUAGAGAUGUAUUUUCACGAGGUGUUGAAUCGAGUACGGAAUCCAACAACGAAGGCUCGCCAUCGCUCGCGAGACGACGAAGCCGACAGCCGAGCCGGUCUACUCGCAGUUCGGUGGAAGACAUGACGCUAUUGCCGCCAAGCGGGUUCAGCGACAGCCGUGAAUUGAGCGAUGUGGAGUGUGACCGUGACCGCGAUCGCGAACGCGAUCGCGAGUGGCAAGGAUUGUCGACCGGAACUCGCCACGGCGGCAGCUUAGGCAGACUCCCGAUCGAGGCCGUCGAAUCUAUGCUCGCUAGGUAUCGGCACGAGUCUUCGUAGACCAGAUAUCAGCAAAGGAAGGAACAAGAAAGACAAGAAUUCACUAUACAUGUAUGAUCGAGAUUCGCUGGUUCGACUUGGUAUCUUCGCCGGACGAUUUAACGUUGUUUAGAUAGAGUGGAGAGGCCGUCUCUCCUUGACAGCAUCCGUUGUUGAUGACGGAAAUUUACGGAAUCUUAUUGAAGGUGGUAGUUUAAUAUAUGUAAAGGACAAUUUAAUUAAUUGGAGAUAAAAGGUGGCAAGGAGACUCAACAAGAAAAAGACUCAACUGUAUAUUCGCCGAAGAGGCGUCUCAAUUACCGAUCUGCAUUGCGCCAAAAAUACUGCCGUUAUUAUACACGAAACAUGGCCUUCGUACGUAGCCCUGUAUGUACCACGUACGAGUGUAGCGCCGAGUCCCGAUAAGAACGCCAAAUUUUCUCGGCGAUACACUCAAUUAACCGAGAAGCAAUGGAAACAUCCGAUAAUUAACGUUUUUGAUAGCGCAUUUAUUCUUUCUAUUACCGAAUUUUACGAUUAUAUUACUGUAUGUGAAACGUGAUCACGAUAAAAAAAAAAAA
This is a messenger RNA of Ooceraea biroi (clonal raider ant), 9067 nucleotides long. It is a transcript of the gene Dscam3, whose product is annotated as Down syndrome cell adhesion molecule 3. The record is from RefSeq and is a predicted model, not a curated record. Lineage: Eukaryota; Metazoa; Arthropoda; Insecta; Hymenoptera; Formicidae. Gene Ontology annotation, cellular component: axon; plasma membrane. Gene Ontology annotation, biological process: homophilic cell-cell adhesion; dendrite self-avoidance; axon guidance. Gene Ontology annotation, molecular function: cell-cell adhesion mediator activity.